CUCCUUAAGACUUGGGUAAUCGGCUUUCAAGCUACGAGUAUGAUCGGUGGAAGUCAAGUAGGGCAUCCAAAGACGCGUAUCUUGGGCUCUCACGUGCAGGUUCAAGAAGGUCAAUGUUGCGAUCGGCGAGGCAAUGGCGCGGACAAACAUGUUGGCGUCGCUCGGGUGCGCGAAGGAGAGUCUGUUGGAAGUGCGCGGCGUCGGGCAUGUUCGGCCACUCGACAUUCUCGCCUCCGUGCGAGGUCAGACAGAACAGCCUCCGCGUUCGCGUCAUCUCAAGCCCGUAUUCCGAACCCUCGUCCAUGGUGUUUUGUCUGGUGGGCGCGCGGAAAGCGAGAGAGUGCGAGUGGAGAGGACGGACUCGCGCCAUGUGUAUGGGUCUGUGGGUACGAUGGCAGGAGGGCGGUGGCUGGCCAUGAGAGCUACCUCUGUAAAGAUGAUACGUGUCGGUUCAGCUAUAGACAGGGCUCCUCGUCAAGUCGGACGUCGGCGUCGGCUGGGCGUGCUGCCUUGGCGAUGAGGGAGUGGAAGUGGAAGUCACUACCUAGUGACUAG
Molecule: messenger RNA, 555 nt
Organism: Scutellospora calospora
Lineage: Eukaryota; Fungi; Glomeromycota; Glomeromycetes; Diversisporales; Gigasporaceae
Source: the annotation of a GenBank genome assembly